UGAAUUGUAUCCAAAAAUGACAUCCUUAAGUCAAGUACAAAUGGCUGAAAUAAGUUUCAUCCUGAAAACAUUUGUACUCUCUCCUUCCCACCUCUGCAGUUACUCCAAUCCGAUCGUUCACAGCAGGAUGCCCGCCGUCCUCCACGAACACUGCGAGCGGUGUUACGCCAUCGGCUGCCAGGCGCCGCCUCGGCUCUCCGUCGGCUGCGUUGUGAUCCGAUGCCCCAACGACUGCGGCGCCUCCCUGCACGCCUGCAAGGGGGACGAGCACCGGCUCCUGUGCCCCAACGAGACGGUUCCUUGCCUCAACGCCGGCUACGGCUGCCCGCUUAGCAUGCCGCGGCAUCGGCGGGCCCGCCACCUGGAAAUUUGCCCCGCCAGCGUGGUCAGCUGCUCUCAGGAGUGGAACCGCUGGCCCGUUCCCGACGACGACGACCCGAGUUUCUACAGGAACGUGUCCCAACAAAGCCAACGGCACCUUGACGUCGCCUUGGCGCUGAGGGAUCAAGAGCUGCUCUUUAAGUCGAUCAAAAUGAAGAGCGUUUUCCCAGAGUUGACCAUGACGGAUCCGGACGAUUUCGACGUUGAGGUCACAAAUUUAGCGGAGGUGAUGGAAGAGAAAGCAAAUGACACCACGAGUGAUACGUUGGACACGGAAAGCCUCGGCAAAUUCAGCUCCUGGGAGAAAAUAUUCACCAAGGAGAUGAACGGCUGCCAGCAAACCAGCAAAAAUGAAGCUAAAAAGGCGUCGGCGAGCGGAAGGAAAAUCGAGCCGCCGCGGGAAAGUUCCUCGCGUGAGAACGGAGCUUCUGGCCUGGCGCCUUGGCAGGACGGCGUCUUGGAGAAGUUGGGCAAGGAGGCCAAUAUCGGCGAGUACAACAUGUACCUGGUGCACAACGGAGCCAUGCUCAUCAACUUCGGACAGCUCGCCGCCUGCACCCCGAGGGAGAGGGACUUUGUUUACGGGAGCCUGGAACCCAUCGAAGUCCAAUCGGUCCGUUCCUUCAACAUUCCCAGCAGCUAUCGAGCCAAGCGCUGCCGCCUGAAGGACCCCAGUCGCGAGGUCAAGGUCGCGCACCAGAGCGUCGACACGGCGGAUCUCAACGUCUCGGAGGAGGAUCUCCCGAAAUGCGACGAGGAGGUGAGCGCCACGCUACUGUGCUGUCUGGAGAAAGAAUUCAAAGGACAUCUCAUCUCCGAGAGCGCCGGUCUGGACGGGCUUUACGUCAACGUGGGGACGCAAACGUACGACUUUGCUUCAGCGCCGUUUCCGGCCCGGGCGUCGCUCGCUGACGUCAUCGUCGGCAAACCGCCGCGUCUGUACCUCGACACGGAAUCCGAGUCGGUCACCAGGCGACACAACAAGAGCAGCUCGGCCUUCAGUCACACGUGCGGCCUCUUCUUCCGCCGCGACGAGUACCCGUCGCACUUCAGGAACGUGCACGCCGACAUCCAGGCCGGCCUCGGAGGCUGGUUCCUGCAACGCUGCCCCCUAGCGUACCUCGGAUGCACUUUCGCCCAGACUCGGUUUCAACCGGGCGGCCAACCGGCUGAGGUCAAAUACCAUCCCGGCGUCGACAAGCUGGUUGUCCGCCCACAUGUCCCGCGGGAGCCGUUCGAGGGGAUCGAAGCGUCUCAUCACCCGGACUAUUUGAGCCAACUGCCGCUGGAGAUCCUCCAGCGAGUCGCCGGAUACUUGGACACGUUCACCUUGUCGCAAUUGUCGCAGGUGUCGCGUCCGAUGAGGGAAGUUUGCGCAACCUUGUUGCAAACCCGAGGGAUGGUCUCCCUCAAGUGGGAGAAGAAGACAUACUCCCACGGGGGGAGCUCCUGGAAGAGCCGAAAGAAAGUUUGGGAGUUUAGCUCGUUGUUUUGCCCAGUGGAGCGAUGGUGCUUCAGCGACUCGCCCUCCAUGGCCGACCACCUACAAAGAUGCUCUUUCUAUGAGAGGGAGCGGCGCACAGAGCCCGUGUCUCUAGGUGGCCUACAGGAGGUCAGCAGAGAGACAAGACAUUAA
Molecule: messenger RNA, 2017 nt
Organism: Hippocampus zosterae (dwarf seahorse)
Lineage: Eukaryota; Metazoa; Chordata; Actinopteri; Syngnathiformes; Syngnathidae
Product: F-box only protein 40
Exons: 2
Coding region: 17-2017 (666 amino acids)
Cellular component (GO): cytoplasm
Molecular function (GO): ubiquitin protein ligase activity; protein binding; zinc ion binding
Source: RefSeq, a predicted model, not a curated record